AUGCAACUAUCGGAGUCACAAAGCGAUGACUAUCCAUCGUAUCUCCAAAUACUCCUCAUUUUGGUUCAGCAAACCCAUACACCAGCCCUUGGAACCAUCCCAAAUCUCCUUUUUAUUGGUCAAUUCUAUGAUGAAAACCCGGAUCUCAUGGAAGGGGACUCCUGCCCACUUCCUCCUCAUCCUCCAAAGUUCAACAAUCGUGAUGGUCCAAUCAUGAUGGAAAACAUUGAAAGUUGGGCUCAUACCAAUGAAGGCUCUCGCUCCAUCGAAGAAGAACUUGUCCAACGUGCUGCCCAUACUGGUGGUGAUGGGAGAAGUGGAGGCCGUGGCCAAGGAAAUGGCGCCUCAAACUGCCUGCAAUCAAACGUUCCGGAUUGCUUUAGCUGCAAUGGUAUCCUACUCAAUGAUGGAGAUUAUUCAAAUCAAAUCUGGAGAGAGGAGUUUUCACAAGAGGAAAGAAAUGUUUGUCUAGAGAUGCGUCGCAAUUGCCGCAAUGGUGGUGGUGGUUGUGGCGGAAGAGGCCGCCAAGGCCGUGGUGGUCAUGGCCAUGGUAUCAGUGCUGUCCAUGAUGGGCAAGCUGAUCAAGAAGAAACAAAAGAAGAAGACAACAAUGGUGGAUGUGGGGCAGGUGCAGGAAUGAGUGGUUGCCAUCGCAACAAUGGUGGCGCAAUUGACUAG
Cylindrotheca closterium is the source of this 678-nucleotide messenger RNA. Lineage: Eukaryota; Bacillariophyta; Bacillariophyceae; Bacillariales; Bacillariaceae. The record is from the annotation of a GenBank genome assembly.